GUCGCGUCGGUUUGAGUUCGUCUGAAUUCCAAGCGUGGAAGCUUAAUCUUUAAUGACAGCAUAGCAAUGAAAUGGAUACCGAUACCUGCCUUUAAUGAUCGUGGCUAAACAUCCGAUGAUCACGUUCAAAGCUCUAAAUUUCUAUUCGCGUUUUGUUUUGUUGGUUUCGAAGUUUAAACCCGAAAGACCCGAAAGAACAGUCGCAACUUCAUCGUAACAAACAUUCUUUUUUAUAUUCUUUUUUUUGCAAUUCCUCACCUUCGUCUCUGCUGGUUUCGAGAACGGUGGGAAAUUAGCCGGUUCCUUCGUCGUUCCCUUACCCGUUCUUUAUACACAUGCCUUCUUCUGCAUUCCCCUGCCGGUGAUGCCCUUGCUAGGCAUGGGCAGUUGGACGUUGGCCAUCUCCCACAAAACGAUAAAUCAUGGCGCUCUUACCAGGUUGAUUGUGUUAUUCGCGCUGUUGGUGUCAUGGGUGGGUUUGGUGGAGGCGAUGCGCCCCAGUCGCAUUGCCGAGUUGAGGCAGGAGACGGCCGACAUGUUCUAUCACGGCUUCGAUAAUUACAUGAAUAUUGCCUUUCCCGAAGACGAGUUACGGCCCGUCUCUUGUACGCCGUUAACUCGAGAUCCUCUAAAUCCCCGAAAUAUUGCGCUUAAUGACGUCCUUGGGAACUACUCACUCACCCUCAUCGAUAGUCUUUCGUCCCUUGCCAUACUUGCCUCUGCUCCGCCCGAUAGUAAAAAUACUGGACCGAAAGCCUUAAGUGAUUUUCAAGAUGGUGUAGCUGCGUUGGUCGCACAAUAUGGUGAUGGUCGGCCCGGUCCAUCAGGUCAAGGUGCUCGUGGUCGUGGGUUCGAUGUUGACAGCAAGGUCCAAGUCUUCGAGACUGUGAUAAGAGGUGUUGGUGGACUGCUUAGUGCCCACCUUUUCGCCGUUGGGGAGUUGCCCAUUGCUGGUUAUAACCCACGGAUAGUACUCAACGAUGAUGGUGAUAGCGAUAUAGAAAAACAUCCUAUCCCCUGGCCGAAUGGGUUCAAAUAUGAGGGGCAGUUGUUGCGACUUGCUCUUGACUUAGCUCAACGCUUACUUCCAGCCUUCUAUACCCAGACCGGGCUACCUUACCCACGUGUUAACCUUCGUCAUGGGAUACCGUUCUAUCUGAACUCACCACUUCACGGAAAUAAUCUAGAUUCGAAGCCCGCCGAAGAUACCCCCGAAAUCACCGAAACUUGCAGUGCCGGGGCAGGUAGUUUGGUGUUGGAAUUCACCGUGUUGAGCCGCCUCACUGGGGACCCGAGGUUUGAGCAAGCAGCUAAGAGAGCAUUCUGGGCUGUGUGGUCGAGAAGAAGCAACAUUGGCCUUAUUGGAGCCGGCGUAGAUGCCGAAGGAGGUCACUGGAUUGGGGGAUUUUCCGGGAUCGGCGCCGGGAUUGACAGCUUCUUUGAAUAUGCUCUGAAGACUCAUAUCUUGUUGUCUGGCCACGAGUUGCCGAACCGGACGAUGCCUCAAGGUCAUGACGGGGACUGGCUUGACCCAAACCAGAUAUACCAUCCACUUACAGAUGAGGAUAACUCUGCUGAUUCUUUUCUGGAAGCCUGGCACCAUGCUCACGCUGCUAUCAAGCGACAUCUUUAUUCCGGUCUACAUCAUCCGCACUAUGUGAAUGCACAUAUGUCUACAGGUUCACCGCAGGCAUAUUGGAUUGAUAGUCUAGGCGCAUAUUACUCCGGCUUGUUGGCGCUCGCCGGGGAGCUCGACGAAGCUAUUGAAACGCAUCUAGUCUACACUGCUCUCUGGACCCGAUACUCCGCCCUCCCAGAGCGAUGGUCCGUACGCGAUGGUCAUGUCGAAGGAAAUCUCGGCUGGUGGCCUGGUCGUCCAGAAUUCAUCGAAUCCACGUAUCAUUUGUAUCGUGCUACUCGAGACCCGUGGUACCUUUAUGCGGGAGAAAUGGUCUUAAAAGAUAUCAACAGGCGAUGUUGGACAAAGUGCGGUUGGUCCGGCUUGCAGGAUGUGCGCACUGGAGAGAAGAGCGACCGAAUGGAAAGCUUCUUCCUCGGAGAAACUGCCAAGUACCUAUACCUCUUAUUUGACCCAGACCAUCCCCUAAAUAAGCUUGACGCUUCAUACGUAUUCACGACGGAGGGACAUCCGUUGAUUAUCCCUCGAAAGAAGGCACAUCGUCCAGUCCGUCAACCAGUACCUGAAAGAGCUGUCCAACCCUACUUUGAUGCUCAAUUCACCAAUACCUGUCCUCGUCCUCCAGCUCUGCCUCCAUUGACCAGUUCAGCCGUUGCUGCGAGACCUGACUUCUAUAACGCAGCAACUCUGAUACGACUCCACCAAAUUCCUAAUAUACACGGUAGACUGGAGACUCCUAUCCCAAAGUUAGGUGAUUCAAAGUCACAGAUAAGGCUACCAGAGAGACCAAGGGAAAAUUAUACCUACUUCCCUUGGACACUUCCUCGUUCCAUGAUUCCAGCCGACGGAGUCUGUGCAGUAACAAAACAGGCCCAGACGUCAGUAAUCGAAUUCCCUUCUGGUUCUCAGCAAUCUGUAGGCAGUGCCUUCAACAUCAUGUUCGGGGGCCAUAAUCUCGUUCGUAUGGGAAGCGAGGGCAUUGCAAUUAAUAGUCUAGCUGGCUUAAAGCUAGCUCUACUUAUGGAAGAGUCUCCAGAGACUGAUCGGGCUUGGAGGGUCUACAGCAUCGGUAGCUUACCUCUAGGUCGCGACGAAAAGGUCUUCAUCACUCGCGAUGUCCUCGAGGACAUGUCUGAUCCGCUAUUUCAUCGUGUCCGUGACUCAGUUAUAGUCGACAUUCUUCUACAGAUCGAAGUUCCUCCGGAACCAUCAGAGCAUAACUCUUCCUCCACGGAUCCAGAACCUCCCCUCGAAUCACAAUCUACUAUGGAGCUCGAAAGCGACUCCGCCGUUGGCAUGUUUAGCUCUUUCCUGCAGCAGAUCACAUCCGUCCUACGGGAGCCUGUCGCCACCUUUGGCCCAGAACCAGUGCCUCCGCCGGUAUUCAAGUACGUUGAGUUGCCUGCCAUCACACCCGUCGGCAAAGGCGCUGCUCCCUUACCCGACGUCCGUGAGGCGCCCAACCCACAAACGAACGGGGUUAUCGAAUCGCUCUCGUGGCAGCGCGUCUUUUUCGCCGGUUACGCCUGCGAUGGCAAAUUACCCGACGCAGCGCCCCGUGCUCACCAAGUCAUCGUUAUGCGUCGUGGUGGCUGCUCGUUCUCACAGAAACUGGCGAAUAUUCCCUCGUUCGCACCAGCAAGGAAUGCGCUGCAACUCGUGGUCGUGGUUUCAGACGAUAAGGUCGACGAUGAUGACGAUGACAUAAACGAAUAUCAGAACGAGAAGAAGGGUAGUGGUAGGGGUGCCGGGGAAAGGGAUGCGGCAAACGUGGAUUUCAUCAGGCCCCUGCUAGACGAGACGCAGAAGACGCCCGCGGGUAUAUAUCGCCAUCGGCCUAUUGCUAUGCUGAUGACCGGCGGCGGCGAGGAGGCGUACGAAUUGUUGAAGACGACGAGGAGUUUGGGGCUCAGGAGGAGGUAUCAUGUUGAGAGUCAGGGACUGAAGAUAAGUAACUUGGUUGUGCUAUGAUUGGUCAUUGUGAGAUACUGGGGGGUGGAGCUAUAUAGGUUUAAAGCUAUGAUGAUGGCGCGGUUGUGUCGUGCUGUUCUGUGCUGUUUGAGAGGGAGGUGGUGGUAUAUAGGGCCUGAUGUAUAUAUUUGACUGGAAAAGCUUGAGGUGUUGGUUGAAUAGAUGAGUGUCGUGCUUAGGUACCGUAGUUGAGUUGAGUUUGGUCGUGAGUCCAAUUGCCUAGAUACCUUAAGUCAUGUAUUACACUU
Annulohypoxylon maeteangense is the source of this 3858-nucleotide messenger RNA. Its product is annotated as glycoside hydrolase family 47 protein. The transcript is spliced from 2 exons. The record is from RefSeq and is a predicted model, not a curated record. Gene Ontology annotation, cellular component: endoplasmic reticulum; membrane. NCBI's taxonomy places the organism in Eukaryota, Fungi, Ascomycota, Sordariomycetes, Xylariales, Hypoxylaceae. The coding region runs from base 365 to 3610 and encodes 1081 amino acids. Gene Ontology annotation, molecular function: calcium ion binding; mannosyl-oligosaccharide 1,2-alpha-mannosidase activity. Gene Ontology annotation, biological process: endoplasmic reticulum mannose trimming; carbohydrate metabolic process; mannose trimming involved in glycoprotein ERAD pathway.